Messenger RNA from Aspergillus clavatus NRRL 1, 1470 nucleotides. RefSeq names its product ribose phosphate diphosphokinase subunit PRS1. Gene Ontology annotation, cellular component: ribose phosphate diphosphokinase complex; cytoplasm. Gene Ontology annotation, molecular function: magnesium ion binding; ribose phosphate diphosphokinase activity. Lineage: Eukaryota; Fungi; Ascomycota; Eurotiomycetes; Eurotiales; Aspergillaceae. Gene Ontology annotation, biological process: purine nucleotide biosynthetic process; ribonucleoside monophosphate biosynthetic process; 5-phosphoribose 1-diphosphate biosynthetic process. The record is from RefSeq and is a predicted model, not a curated record. Bases 1 to 1470 code for a protein of 489 amino acids. The transcript has 5 exons.
AUGCGGGGGGUACAAAUCUUUUCUGGGACAUCCCAUCCCGUCCUUGCUGAGACCAUCUGCGAGCGUCUAGGCACACUCCCCGCUCGGGCACUUCUCGGAAAAUUUGCGAACGGGGAGACGAGGGUUGACAUCGGGGUUUCGGUGCGGAAUCAAGAUGUCUACAUUCUCCAAAGCGGCAGCCAGAAGAUUAAUGACAGUGUCAUGGAGCUCUUGAUUAUGAUCUCUGCGUGCAAGGGUGGCUCCGCGAAGUCUAUCACAGGCCAAUGGACGAGGUACUUUCCUUACUCCCGCCAAUCGAAGAAGAAGAGCCAUCGCGGAGCUAUCACGGCUCGGAUGCUGGCCAACCUGCUUUCGGUCGCUGGGGUAGAUCACGUUAUUACCUUGGAUCUCCAUGCAUCUCAAAUGCAAGGAUUCUUUGGCAAGCCGGUGGAUAACCUCUUCGCUGAGCCUUUCAUCGCUCGUUGGAUUCGGAUGAACGUCCCUGGUUGGAAGGAAGCUGUUGUUGUCAGCAAGAACGCGGGAGGCACCAAGCGUGUGACAUCGCUUGCGGAUACCCUGAAGCUCAACUUCGGCAUCGUCACAACUGAUAGACGUCGUCCCAAGACGGCCAUGGCCAUGACGGAUAGCACUGUGUUCUUUGACUCCAUUGACGAUGAUACCACUGGUAUUCCCAAGGAACCAAAGCCCUUUGUCCUGCACCUUCGCAGUGGGAAUGACAAUUCCCAGGACGACGAUGUGUUCACUGAACCGAGCCAUCCAGAUCCGCAACUGCGUCCAGAGACACCACCUGCCGCUCGUCGCCCGUCGGAGCUCGAGGCAGUCCAUGAAUAUACCGAUGUGCGAGUGCGUGAGGUGGUCACUGGACGGCUUGUCCAAGGCCACAUUGUGGACGAUGAUUUCCCAUCAGCCGGUCCCACAUCCUUCCCCGCCUCUGGCAUUACCACGCCUGGUCAACCCUCCAGCCAGGCUGCCUCCGAGGCAGUUCCGGAUGCGAUGGUGAACUCUUUUAUCUCGACCACAUCCUCAGUACCGGGCGAUCACGCUCUUGGUGGGUCGUUUGAUGCCGCCGAGUCCUCCGAUGAGGAAGAAAGUAAUGGACGAAGUGCUGAGCAAGAGAAGACGAUCACAUUGGUUGGAGAUGUUCGAGGUCGAACGGUCUUCCUUGUCGACGACAUGAUUGACAAGAGCGGUUCCUGGGUCGCUGCUGCAGAGACGGUAGUCAAACGAGGCGGAGCCAAGAAAGUUUACUGCAUUGCUACUCACGGACUUUUCGGGGGCGAAUGCCUCGAACAGAUGGAAGCGUGCGCGGCGAUCGACUACAUUGUCGUCACCAACACCUUCCCUAUCACUCCACAUAUGAUGAAGUCCAAGAAGCUAAUCACCAUUGAUAUCUCGAGUCUCCUGGCGGAGAGCAUCCGUCGCCACCAUUAUGGUGAAAGUGUUUCGGCGCUCUUCCAACUCAAUGACUAA